Penicillium bovifimosum is the source of this 1047-nucleotide messenger RNA. RefSeq lists its product as uncharacterized. The record is from RefSeq and is a predicted model, not a curated record. NCBI's taxonomy places the organism in Eukaryota, Fungi, Ascomycota, Eurotiomycetes, Eurotiales, Aspergillaceae. The coding region runs from base 1 to 1047 and encodes 348 amino acids. The transcript is spliced from 2 exons.
AUGGCAACCGCCAACUCCAUCACCAACACUUCGGCAGACGCUGGAAAGCCUACAGCGGACCUCGAAAGCAUCACGCUGGCCAUGGAAAAGAUGAUCAUGGGGGCCGAUAAGGUCGACAUACAGGACCUCGACGAUUACGACAUGCACCUAAUGUACCUCGACAAGGUCAAGGACGGCAUCGGAUCGACAGGAAAUCAACCCAAAAAUCCACUCCAAGAUCCCAACGAGAACAAUAUCUUCAUAUUCCCCCAUGACGGCCAUCUUGUGGCAGUUCCCGUCAAACUGGGCAGCAAUAUUGUAGAGACCCGUGUCAAAUUGCGCGACAUGUGCGAGUUCCCGCAAAACACCAACUUCCUCUUCGAAGACCCAGAAGUCGUGCGCCAGUUCUUCGAUCCGCCCGAGGAGGACCGCGCAGGCCUGGCAGCUGUCUACAAAGCCGCGGCCAAGCUCAUCCUGGUCCCAUUUUUCCGUCUCGAGUACCUGUUUACCCUGAAGCUGAGGCUGGCACCAUUUUCAGCCCGAGCUGCGGCUCUACCUCCCUCAUCCCGCCUCAACCUGAACUUUAGGACAAACACGCUCUUGCCCACUUUCAAGUUGAACUGUACCACAAUCUCAAAAAAGGGUGUUGACGUUGAUCUAGUCCGGAUUGUUGGCGAGGUGGCUAACGACCUCUUUGAGGACUGGCGGGCUGCUUGUCGGGCUCUCCCGCGGAAUCACGGAAUCAAGGAAGUUGCCAUUUCACUUGAGGGCGUUGAGAGAGCUAAGCAGGAUCUUGCUCCCAAUCUGUUGCAGUUCGUUAGCACUAUUUUCGCGCUGAAGGCCAAGGGCCCUUUCCACUGUUUUCUUCUGCCUCCGGCUAAAAGAUUGAAAGAGGAUUUUCAAGACUUUCUGGAGAGAACCUUGAUCUUCCCAGUCUCGCGAUUCGAAGUGAAGGACGAGGUCACGGGGAAUCGUCCGCUUGAGACUGCAAAUGCGUGGACCCGAAGGCCGGUCAAUGCCAAUCUUGAGGCUCAACGACGGGCCGGAUCUUCCAGGGUUCGCUAUUAG